UGACGUCACCGGCCCGGUUCCCUCUCCGGGGAGCGGCGGCGGACGCUCGGCUCCCACCCCCUCCCCUCUCUCGGGCUCUCCCCUCCCCGGUGGCGGCCGCGGCCCGACCCUCUGCAAGGCGAUGGCCCGAACCCCGAGCGCGGGCUAGCGUGCCUGGGUUCCCGGCCAUGGGCUGUAUCGGGUCUCGGAGUCCGGCGGGUCAGGCAUUUCUGGGGACCACCAGCUGGCUGAGGCUCAGGGACAGAGACGGCUACUCCAGCUAAAGUGGCCUCGGACCCGGCUUGGGCUGUGGAGUGGAUCGAACUUCCUCGGGGCCUCUCUCUAUCUUCCUUGGGAUCUGCUCGGACCCUCCGAGGCUGGAGCCGAUCCUCCCGCCCUUCCUCCGUGGACAGCCAGGACUUGCCAGAGGCCUGGCCGGAAGCUAACGGCGCCACCCUGGGGCCCAUGUAAGCCAGGUGAAUGUUGGAGACACAGUCGCGAUGCUGCCCAAGUCCCGGAGAGCCCUAACUAUCCAGGAGAUUGCUGCGCUGGCCAGAUCUUCCCUGCAUGGUAUUUCCCAGGUGGUAAAGGACCACGUGACCAAGCCCACCGCUAUGGCCCAGGGCCGAGUGGCUCACCUCAUUGAAUGGAAGGGCUGGAGCAAGCCAAGCGACUCACCUGCUGCCCUGGAAUCAGCCUUUUCCUCCUAUUCGGACCUCAGCGAGGGUGAACAAGAGGCUCGCUUUGCAGCAGGAGUGGCCGAACAGUUUGCCAUUGCAGAAGCCAAGCUCCGGGCGUGGUCUUCGGUGGAUGGUGAGGAUUCCACCGAUGAAUCCUAUGAUGAAGACUACCCUGGAGGAACUGACUCAGAUAUGGCUGGGCAGCUGCCCCUGGGGCCCCACCUCCAGGACCUCUUCACUGGCCACCGAUUCUCCAGGCCUAUGCGCCAGGGCUCUGUGGAGCCUGAGAGCGACUGCUCGCAGACCGUGUCCCCAGAGACCCUGUGCUCUAGUCUGUGCAGCCUGGAGGAUGGGUUGCUGGGCUCCCCAGCCCGCCUGGCCUCCCAGCUGCUGGGUGACGAGCUGCUCCUCGCCAAACUGCCCCCCAGCCGGGAAAGUGCCUUCCGUAGCCUGGGCCCAUUGGAGGCCCAGGACUCGCUCUACAACUCGCCCCUCAUGGAGUCCUGCCUUUCCCCCGCCGAGGAGGAGCCAGCCCCCUGCAAGGACUGCCAGCCUCUCUGCCCGCCACCAGUGGGCAGCUGGGAACGGCAGCGGCAAGCCUCUGAUGUAGCUUCUUCUGGGGUGGUGUCCUUAGACGCGGAUGAGGCAGAGCCAGAGGAACAGUGACCCAAAUCAUGCCUGGUGGUGGCAUGCGUCCCCUGGCUGCUGCUGGGGGCAGAGCCUCUGUGCCCAAGUGCGGGCUGGAGGCCUCCAGCAGAGCUCCAAAGCCUAGAGGGCUCCUGGGAGCACUCACUCCUCCGUUGUGUGUUUUGCAUGAAAGUGUUUGGAGAGGAGGCAGGGGCCAGGCUGGGGGCGCAUGUCCUGCCCCCACUCCUGGGGUUUGCCGGGGGUUGCCCGGGGCCCCUGGGGCAUGGCUACAGCUGUGGCAGACAGUGAUGUUCAUGUUCUUAAAUCAAAAAUGCCACAUACACAUUUCCUCCUUGGAUGAUGUGAACCCCUAAGGGGGUGGUUGUGACUGGGCCCUGUGGGGUGGAAUGGGAGGGAGCCCGGCCCCCUCUCCCCCUUCCCCGUGCCUCUCUCUUUGCUUCUCUCCACCUCUGAGUCCAUGUGCAGUGCUUGACAGACUCCUCCCCCAUCCCAGGGCGGGCUGGCUCUUACCCUCCUGGAGCCUAGGAUUGAGCCGUUUCCCCCAAGGGCCCCUCGCCCAGCUGGGCUCGUGCUGUGCUUUGCCUCUCCAUCAUCUCUAAAUCUUCUUCUAUUUCCUAAAGAGGGGUUUUGGUCUGUUCUUUCAGUCGGAUAUUCUCUGGGAGGCAGUGGAUUGAUGAAGGCAUGUACCCUCUGCCCUUUUCCUGGCCCCUUGUAGGAUGUGUGGGCAGGAUCCCAGCGGCUCACAGCCUGCCUGGCUGCCCUAUUCACCGAGUUCUUGUCAGAGUGGAGUUGGGAGAAGGGAUGGCUCCACUUGCUACGGAGCUGUGACUUCAAUGUUCUUCCAGAGAGGGCCACAAGGGGGCCACGUGGGUGGCUGGGCAGUUGUCUGUGGGGGCCUGAGCCAGGCAGGAAUUGUGCCAACAAGUGACAGUCAUGUGGGAGUGUCUCUCCUUGGGGAGGGAGGAGGGUAGUGCCUUUCUUGGCUGAAUGAAAGGCCAAAGCUAUAGCACUGCGGGCCUCUGCCCCAGCUAGCGUGUUGAUAACUAAGCAGCGGAGGCCUCUGUGGAUCCUGUGUUCCACAGACCGUGAGCUCUGGAGUUUUAUGGCUGUGGGGGGUUUGGGUGGCUGCAGAAUUCCGAGCCUUGUAGGCUUUGGCAGGUAAGAGGGCCCAAGGUAAGAACAAGAGCUGAUGGGCACAGGCAUUCUAUAUAUAAGUGGCUCAUUAGGUGUUUAUUUUGUUCUAUUUAAGAAUUUGUUUUAUUAAAUUAAUAUAAAAAUCUUUGUAAAUCUC
Molecule: messenger RNA, 2598 nt
Organism: Leopardus geoffroyi (Geoffroy's cat)
Lineage: Eukaryota; Metazoa; Chordata; Mammalia; Carnivora; Felidae
Gene: FAM131A
Product: family with sequence similarity 131 member A
Exons: 8
Coding region: 480-1325 (281 amino acids)
Source: RefSeq, a predicted model, not a curated record